Colletotrichum spaethianum is the source of this 1182-nucleotide messenger RNA. RefSeq names its product MFS transporter prlL. Gene Ontology annotation, biological process: transmembrane transport. Bases 1 to 1182 code for a protein of 393 amino acids. NCBI's taxonomy places the organism in Eukaryota, Fungi, Ascomycota, Sordariomycetes, Glomerellales, Glomerellaceae. Gene Ontology annotation, molecular function: transmembrane transporter activity. The transcript has 3 exons. The record is from RefSeq and is a predicted model, not a curated record. Gene Ontology annotation, cellular component: plasma membrane.
AUGCAGUUUGACCAGGAGAAAAAGCCGGCAGAGUCGCCGUCGCGCUCCCUCGAGCAUGCGACCGAUGUCGACCGCCCGGUCUACGGUGACGAUGCACCAGUCGAGUGCCCCCCUCACACUACGGAGUCCAAGCUCAUCACCAAGAUCGACUUUCGCGUGAUCCCGUUCUUGUGUGUCAUGUACCUAUUGGCCUUCCUCGACCGAGUGAACAUUGCCAACGCAAACGUCUUUGGUCUGUCCGACGAACUGGGCCUCAGCGGCACCCUUUACAACAACGCCCUCGUUGUCUUCUUCGUGCCCUACGUCCUCCUCGAGAUCCCUUCCAACAUUCUCCUCAAGAAGUUCAAGCCCCAUGUCUGGCUUAGUAUCAAUAUGUUCGGCUUUGGCCUCGUCACGAUGCUUCAAGGCUUCGUGCAAAACUACGCCGGUCUUUGCACGACACGCUUCUUCCUGGGUGUUUUCGAGACGGGCAUGUUUCCAGGAGCGUUCUACCUCAUCGGCAUGUGGUACCGCCGCCACGAGGCCCAGCGCCGCUAUUCAUUCUUUUUCAACAGCACCACACUCGCUGGCGCCUUUGGCGGUCUCCUUGCAGCAGCGAUUGGCAAGAUGGGCGGCAUCCGUGGCUACGCGGGGUGGCGUUGGAUUUUCAUCCUAGAGGGUCUCUUGACCCUCAUCGUCAGCAUCUUUUUCUUCUUCUGCUUGCCCGACUUUCCCGAGGAUGUCAAGUGGCUUACCGAUGACGAGAAGGCCUUCGUCUCAGCGCGCCUGCGCGCUGACCAGGGCAGCUCCGCUGCUGAGCGCAGCAUCACCGUGCGCGACGUCGGACGCAUCUUCAAAGACUACAAAGUCAUUCUCGGUGGCUUUAUGUAUUUCGGCCUCAUCGUCCCGGCUUAUGGAUACGCAUACUUCGCGCCGGGUAUCUUCCAGACUUACGGAUAUGGCAGCAUUCAGACGCAGUUGCAUAGCGUGCCUCCUUGGGUUGUGGCCUUUUUCUUCUCGAUGACUAUCGCUUUCAUCUCAGACAAGACACGACAUCGAUUCGGUUUUGCGAUUAUCGCAAUCUGCGUGGCUAUCACUGGUUUCGCGAUUCUCAUUUCCGUCCACGACAACACGCCUCUGCAGACUUUCGGUCUGUACGCUGUAGCAUCAGGCAGUUAUACGGCAAUGCCCAUCAUCGGUUAG